Symbiodinium natans is the source of this 1227-nucleotide messenger RNA. The record is from the annotation of a GenBank genome assembly. NCBI's taxonomy places the organism in Eukaryota, Dinophyceae, Suessiales, Symbiodiniaceae.
AUGUCAGCCAUUGCCUCAAGUUUGCAUGGGUGUAUCUGCAACGAAGUUCUCCUCUUACAGUACGGCCCACCGUGCUUUCCUAGGCGGGUGGCAAACAAACAAUCAACUGCAGGCCUCUUCCAGAAGACAGCCGCGGCAGCCAAAGAAGCCAGCGACGCAGCCACACCUAAGGUGCUGGAGUUCUUCGAUUCCGCAGAGUUUCGUCGUGUGCUGAAGGAUUGCUGCGCCGAUGUCGCCGAGUUGCCAUCUCAGGAGCUGCUGAGAAGGUACCGAGCAGAAGCCCAAGUCGCAGAGCUCUCCCAUGCACUUCCCUCCGAGCAAAAGGGCGGCAUCUCCGUCUUUGACGAUGUGACGGAGAGCGAGCUCGGCAAUUUGUCUUGGUUCCCGAACGAGUUCCAGACUUCUCUGAUGCACAAUGUGACGCCCAAAUCUGCGCGGAUCAACAACUUCGCUCAACAACGGAUUUUUGGCUCCAGCCCUUUCGCUGGCAAGCGGCCUACGUGGCCUGAAGCUGCAAACCGGUUGAUCUACAUAGCGCACAACCUGCGACGUCUGGACACGGGCUCUUUGCCAGGCUUUGGGGACCUGACAGUCGUCUUCAACACCAGCCGCGUAAGGAAUUCAGUGGUCAUUGCACCGUAUGACACGGGGCUGUACACGAUGAACUGCUUGGUGCCCGAAUACCUCAUCCCGAAAGCGAAGAAGCCUCUGAAUUGCAGCGCUUGGACUUCGGCCGUCGUUGGUACGCUCGAUCACUUUGACCAUCUCAUCCUGCCCAACCUACAGGUGCCGUACAACCGCAGUUUCACCAAUGAGACUUGGAGGGAUGGAGUCCGAACUCUCUGGGCCAGGGCCUUUACCAGCACACCAUAUGAGGAUCUACCCGGUCUCAAUAUGAAGGAUAUGGGGAAUUACUUGGAAGCGGACAUCUUGGCCAACCCGCGCUUGCCACACGCUGUGAAGCAUGUCAUCGGAAACUUUCCUAGACUUUUCGGCACAGAUGAUGGCCGAAAGCUGCAGCGCAUCGCGGCCAAGAGAUCCUGGCCCUUAUUCUGGGCCGUUGGAUAUGGGGAUCCAGGCAAACACGACAAAAACUUUUCAGACCCUGGUCGCUUCCCCAGCAACCAGCGCUUCGCAGACCCGAGCAUCGCAGCUCGGCCGGCAGGGGCAUGUAGGGCCGGGCGACGGGGCGGCAAGUGUCAAUGGUGUCAAACAAGCACAUCAUAG